Molecule: messenger RNA, 10071 nt
Organism: Micropterus dolomieu (smallmouth bass)
Lineage: Eukaryota; Metazoa; Chordata; Actinopteri; Centrarchiformes; Centrarchidae
Gene: plxnb1b
Product: plexin b1b
Exons: 39
Coding region: 581-7354 (2257 amino acids)
Biological process (GO): regulation of cell shape; regulation of GTPase activity; semaphorin-plexin signaling pathway involved in axon guidance
Cellular component (GO): semaphorin receptor complex
Molecular function (GO): protein binding; semaphorin receptor activity
Source: RefSeq, a predicted model, not a curated record
GCAUCACCAAACCGUUCCCACCACCACUUGCCCGGCUACAUGUGGGAGAAGAAACCUGCUGAGAGAAUCCAAGAGGAAAGAAAAAAAACCAAACAUUACUUUUUACUGCAUGGAAUAACUGCACUGAUUUGCCCCCCCUCCUCCACCAAGGCGUUAGAAGUGUAAACUAGUGAAAGUUAGAUGCCUGAGAGGAAAUUUGCAAGUCUGGACUGAACGACAAUGGAAUUUGUGAUCUCGUAACCUCGAGAAAUAACGUUAUCUGUCUCGGCUAAUUUGUCUGCGUAUAGAAGCACCGGUUGCGGACAAAUUGGAUACUCUGAAUGAAAGCAGUGAAAACGUGUUUGCUUGGCUGUAAAGAAGAGUAAACCAGCGUUUUGGGCAAGUGACUGAAGAGUUGCACACGGGACAAGGUCUGGUCUAAUCCUCUUUGGAGCCAUGGAAAGGUUGGGAAUGGCAGGAAAAGAGGAUUGAACUUCCACAGGUUGUGUCCAGAAGGAUGUGUUUUUAAACCCAAGCUGCUGAGUGGUCAAGAGGUGACAUGCCUCUAUAAAACACCACUGGAAACAAAUGCUCUGCUGCCAUGCCUACGGGGAUGGUGCGUCGUCUUUCAGUGUCAGCAGUCCAAACGCUGCUGUCGGUCCUGCUGCUAGCUGUCGGCUGGCCCUUCACUUCAUUACCCAAUGGUGUUGUCAAAGGAUCAGACUCCUCCCCCUCCAGUCUUUAUCCCACAUUUGUUCGGAAUGACACUCUGUUUGAGCACUUGGCCCUGCAUCCCGACACCAGAGUGGGUCGGGUCUACAUCGGGGCCCGAGAUUACCUGUUCCAGUUAGAUGAAUUCCUCCAACUUGAGCUUCAGGAUGACACUGGACCUGUCACAGACAGUCGGGAGUGCUUACCUCCCGUAACUGAGAGCAACUGCCCUCAGGCUAGGGUCACCAGCAACCACAACAAGCUCCUGCUGGUUGACCCUUACUCCAUGGAGCUUAUUACGUGCGGGAGUGUCAACCAAGGGAUCUGCCAGAAACGUAGUCUGGAUUCUGUGGAUAUGGUACUUUUCUCUACAGAGAGGCCUGUGGAUACCCAAUACGUAGCAGCUAACCACCCCAACAUUAGCACCGUGGGACUUGUGGUUCGCUCUCAUCCUGACAGGCAGCCGGUGCUAUUUGUGGGCCGGGGUUACACCAGCAGCCAUCCUCCUAUUUCCACACGAAAUCUUGCCCAGGAACCAGUCUUUUCUUACGAGGAGACUGCCAAAUUGGCUGUUGCUGGUCGUCUCUCAGAAUACGACCAUCAUUUUGUAGCAUCAUUUGCCCAUCGUCAGCACGUAUACUUCCUCUUCUACCGGCGGGACUUAAAGUCACAGUCACGCGAGUACCGCACCUAUGUGUCUCGUGUUUGUUUGGAUGACCAGGCCUAUUACUCCUAUGUGGAAAUACCCUUGACAUGCCGUUCCAGGGCAGGAAAAAUUUACAACCUCUUGCAAGCUGUCCAGCUAGGGCUCACCAAGGAUGGUGUAGUAGGUCAAGGCCCAGUAAUUCUUGGUGUCUUUUCCACUCGUUUGGCAUCAUCAACUCGGCCCAGUGAGGACUCUGCCCUCUGCAUGUUUAACCUCGAAGAGGUGGACCGCAGGAUUAAUUCCACCAGAGAUGUGUGCUACACACUGAUGGGUAAGGAAGCAGGAGUGGAGGCAGCAUACAUCGAGUACGAAGUCAAAUCCAACUGUGCCAACCUGCCAGAGAACACUCUGGACGCCUACCCAUGCGGCUCUGACCACACCCCCAGCCCGAUGGCCAGCAGGAUGGCCGUAGAAGCAGAGACCAUAUUGGACAGCCCGUCUGCCCGUCUCACUGCUGUUGCUGUCAGCGUAAGGGCGGGACAUACUAUUGCCUUCCUUGGAGACUCCAAAGGGAACCUGCACAAGGUGUUCCUGGGGCCAAACGGCGAAGUGGGGGAGUACGCCGUCAUCUCCAUUCAGCAGAACGCAGCUAUCAGUUCAGACCUCAUCCUGGACCAGAAAGAGGAACAUCUCUUCAUCAUGACUCAUAACAUGUUGCAGAAGAGGCCGGUGGCUGAAUGCCAGCAGCACCCAGACUGCCACUCCUGCCUGCUGGCCCACGACCCCUACUGUGGCUGGUGUGUCCUGGAGGGAAGGUGCAUUUUGCGCUCAGAGUGUUCUCGUGGGAACCAGCAAGGUCAGUGGCUAUGGAGCUUUGACAUGGAGCAGCAGUGUCUGGCCGUCCAGGACCUCAACCCAUCCAACGUCAGCAGGGAGGAGAGCAGGAUGGUGUCUCUGUCAGUCCCAGGACUUCCAGUGUUAGAGAAAGAUGAGUCCUACUUCUGCUUCUUCCAGGACAGCCGUAGCCCCGCCGUUAUCACCGAAUACGGGGUAACCUGCCAUUCUCCAGACAUCAGCCAAGUGCCUCUGGUGCCUCCAGGACAGGACUUUGUCACAGUCACCCUGUCUCUUCGCUUCGGCGAUGUCACAGUCACAGAGAGAGAUUUCACCUUCUACGACUGCACGGCUGUUAAGCAGCUGUCUGGCAGCAUGCCUUGCCGUGGUUGUGCUUUAAGCCGAUGGGGCUGCAACUGGUGUGUUCACCAGCACUUGUGUACCCACAAGCCCACCUGUGAGGAGGGGGUGAUCAUCUACAACCAACAUUUUAAACUCCCUACCUCAGCUCCUCCCACAACCAAACCUUUUAAAGUCCUCACAACACCCACUACCACAACAGCUGCCCUGACAACCACAACCAUGACAACAACCACCAUGUCACCAACAACAACAACUGUCGCUGCAACGACAACCGCAAACCCUGUCACUGUGGCAACCACUCAGCAGCCAACCACCCUUCCUGCGCCCACUAUUCCACCUACAACCACCACCAGCCCUGAGCCAACCACCCUGCCCACCACCCUGCCCCCUCAGCCUGCCAGCACCCUGCCAUCUACGCCACCAGCACCCACUACACCUCUACCCCCAGAGGUCUCCACCAGGAAGGAAGAAGAGACUGAAGCACGAGAGCUUGUUGUUGUCACCCAAAGUGACACAGACGGUGCUGCGAUUACACCCAGUGUUGUCAUGGUAGCCGUCACCAUGGCUGAUGGUGAUCUGGAGCCUGUGAUGCCUUUGAUCAUCCCGCCCCAUGACCUGGACUCCUCUUCCCUGGAGGUGGUGACAAACUCGCCCCCCAGCAACACCCAUGAAGCUGAGGGAGCUUUGAGCCUGGCAGAGCCUCCCACCCUGGCCUCAUCUGACUUCCCCCUGCCCACGCCCUUCCCUGUGGCUGAACCAGUGGACUCUCAACCCUCCCUUGACCUAGACUUGACCCAGACUCCCACUCCAGUGCCCACACGAGGCUUCCAGACUGAAGCAAGAAGCCCAGGCCCCGACCAUGAGGACCCUCAGGAAGAAGUAGACGUCCCCGCUGAGAGUGCCGUCCAGUCAGAAAAUGACACGGCCACAUUUUCAGCUGCCACUGUGUUGUCGGGCGAUGGUGAGGUUGAUCACACCUCCCCAUCCUUCUCCCACAUGGUGGAUACUGAUUUAGAGCUGGACUACCAGAAUGAUCCAGCUGAUGCCUUCCUCCCGGGGGACGAGGGCUCCUAUGUCAGCUGGGGUUCCUCCGCUUGUCCCUGUGUGGAGAAGGUCCAGGGUUCAUCACUGCUCCCCGUCAGAGUGGAGAGGAAGAUCACCUUACUGGCCCGCAACCUGCACCUCUAUCAGGACACAGAGCUGGACUAUGAGUGCGUGUUGGUCAUCGAGGGGCAGACCGUGGUGGUGGAUGCCUACGUAGAGACUGAUGACAUGAAUCCAUCGAACUUUGACAUCACCUGUCAGCUACACCAGUACACAUAUUCUGCUCCAGUGGAGGAAUACAAUGCCAUGGUGUAUGUGAAGAGGAGGGACACCUUCCAUGUGGACAGUUCUCCUGAUCUAUAUGUGACUCUGUACAACUGCUCUGUGAGCCGCUCUGAUUGCAGCCGCUGCCAUACUGCUGACCAGAAGUAUGGUUGUGUGUGGUGUGGCGGUGCUCAUGCCAGCUGUUUGUAUUCAGACUCCUGCAGUGAACCGGUCCAGCAGACAUGCCCUGCCCCUGUCAUCCACUCCAUUGAGCCACUCUCUGGUUCAUUAGAAGGCGGCACCAUGGUAACCAUCUCAGGCUCCAACCUGGGCCAGAAGGCGGAAGACAUCCUCCACUCUGUGUCAGUAGCUGGGGUGGACUGCACUGUCAUCCCCAGCCUCUACGAGGUCUCCUCCAGGAUUGUGUGCAGAACCAAAGCCAGUGGAGGAGAGAAGAAGGGCCAAGUGUCUGUUGAAGUGAGUGGAGGAGAGUUGGGCCUGUCCAGCGAAAUAUUCAGCUACCAGGACCCCUUUGUUAUGGGGGUCUUUCCUGGAAGGGGGCCCAAAGCUGGAGGAACAUCCCUGACAAUCACUGGCCGAAACCUGCUGACAGGACGUUCCUCUGACCUCACCAUCACUGUGGGAGGGGUGCCCUGUAAAAUUGUGUCAGAGGUGCAGAGCUCCAGUGUUCAGUGUGUGACAGGCAGCAGUAAUAAGACCGGAGAUCACAAGGUCACCCUGCAUUAUGGCAGCAGCCAGCGCCACCUCCACAGUUCAACCUACUGUUACACCGACAACCCCAACAUCACCCACGCCACACCGGCAAAGAGCUUUCUGGCUGGCGGUCGGCUGAUCUACGUGUCGGGCGAAUACCUGGAUGUGGUGCAGGAGCCGCAGAUGGUGGUGGCUGUCUCUCCCCUUGAGUCGGUCAGCCCGAAUAAAAGGAAGAAGCGAAGGAGAAGGAAGAGGAGGAGUGGAGAGCAAGGGGAGGACCGGGAGAAGACUUUGAGAAGGCCAGCGAGGAUGGUUCCUGACCCUGUCUGUCCCAGAGACCCACUCUGCUCUGUUGUCAAACAGUUCACGGAGCGCUGUGAGGUAAACUCCUCUUCCCUGAUCCUGUGCCGCUCUCCUAUGGUGGACUCUUCCAUCUGGGGGUCAAAGGUCACAGUAGAGUUUCUGCUGGACAACCUGCGCUUUGGCUUCGGCAGUCUCAACCCCCAGACCUUCAGCUACGAGCCCAACCCCGUCCUACGGCCCCUGAACCAACAGGACCCUUUAAAGGCCUACCGCUACAACCCCGGCAGCUUCAUCCAGCUGGAGGGGGAAAACCUGGACCUGGCUAUCACUAAGGACGAGGUGGUAGUGUUGGUCGGGGAGGGUGUGUGUGCUGUUAAGACCCUGACCAGAAACCAUCUGUACUGCGAGCCUCCGCCUCAGCAGCCUGCACCUGGACCCAACGGCAAGAAACGUGAAGGCUCUGAUAACCUGCCCGAAUUCACAGUCCAAAUGGGCAACCUGAACUUCUCCCUGGGUAAGGUUCAGUAUGACAACCUCAGCCUGUCCACUUUUCCCCUGGAGGCUCAGAUUGGAGUUGGAGUCGGGGCGUCCAUAGUAGCCCUCAUCGUCCUCAUCAUUGUGCUCAUUUACAGGAGAAAGAGUAAGCAGGCUCUGAGAGACUACAAGAAGGUCCAGAUCCAACUGGAGAACCUGGAGACCAGCGUGAGAGACCGCUGCAAGAAAGAGUUCACAGACCUGAUGACAGAGAUGAUGGACAUGUCCAGUGACCUGGUGGGCUCUGGCAUCCCUUUCCUUGACUAUCGGAUGUACGCUGAGCGCAUAUUCUUCCCUGGCCACCGGGAAUCUCCGCUGAGACGGGACCUGGACGUUCAGGAGUGUCGGCGGCAGACGGUGGAGCAGGGCUUGGUGCAAUUGUCCAACCUGCUUAACAGUAAACUCUUCCUCACCAAGUUCAUUCACACUCUGGAGAGCCAGCGGACUUUCUCUCCCAGGGACAGGGCCUACGUGGCCUCCCUGCUGACGGUGGCGCUGCAUGGCAAACUGGAGUAUUUCACUGACAUCCUCAAAACUCUCCUGAACGACCUGGUGGAACAGUAUGUGGCCAAGAACCCAAAGCUGAUGCUGCGACGAACAGAAACAGUGGUGGAGAAGCUGCUGACCAACUGGAUGUCCAUCUGCCUCUACGCUUUCCUCAGGGACUCAGCGGGGGAGUCUCUUUACAUGCUUUUCAGGGCCAUAAAGCACCAGGUAGAUAAAGGACCAGUGGACGCUGUGACCGGCAAGGCCAAGUACACCCUCAAUGACAACCGCCUGUUGCGAGAGGACGUGGAGUACAAGACCCUGACUCUAAAUGUUUUGGUGCAGGGUGGAGGAGUGAACGAGAGCCAGCCACUGCCCUCCAAAGUGCUGGACUGUGACACCAUUACACAGGUGAAAGAGAAGCUCCUGGAUCAGGUGUACAAGGGCACCUCCUUCUCCCACCGACCCCACGGCGAGUCAUUGGACCUUGAGUGGCGGUCUGGUGUUGCCGGUCAUCUCAUCCUGUCGGACGAGGACUUGACGUCUGUGGUUCAAGGCAACUGGAAACGCCUCAACACACUGCAGCACUACAAGGUCCCAGACGGUGCAACAGUAGCACUGGUUCCUCGCCACACCAAAAACAUUCACCAUGACAACCAUGACUACGUGGCAGGAGAGAAGACUCCAAUGCUGGAGGAUGCAGAUGAAGGCGGAGUGAGGCUGUGGCAUCUAGUGAAAGCUAGUGAAGAGCCUGAGCUGCCCAAACACCGCAGAGGCAGCCUGAGGGAGAGAGAGAGGGCCAAGGCCAUCCCUGAGAUCUACCUGACCCGCCUGCUGUCCAUGAAGGGGACGUUGCAGAAGUUUGUAGACGAUCUGUUCACCGUGAUCCUCAGCACCAGUCGUCCUGUCCCGCUGGCUGUCAAAUACUUCUUUGACCUGCUGGACGACCAGGCAGGACAACACGGCAUCUCUGACCCAGAGACCAUCCACAUUUGGAAAACCAACAGCCUGCCUCUGCGUUUUUGGAUCAACAUUGUGAAGAACCCUCAGUUUAUCUUUGACGUCCAGGCGUCGGACCACGUGGACGCUGUGCUCUCUGUCAUCGCCCAGACCUUCAUGGACUCCUGCACCAUCGCUGAGCACAAGCUGGGACGGGACUCUCCCAUCAACAAGCUGCUGUAUGCCAGAGACAUCCCCCGCUACAAACAGAUGGUAGAAAGGUACUAUGCUGACAUCAGGCAGACCAUCUCAGCCAGUGACCAGGAGAUGAACUCUGCUCUGGCUGAACUGUCCAGGAACUACUCUGGAGAGCUGAAUUACCUGGUCGCACUGCAUGAGCUGUACAAGUACAUCAACAAAUACUAUGACCAGAUCAUUACGGCACUGGAGGAGGACACCACGGCCCAGAAGAUGCAACUGGGCUACAGAUUGCAGCAGAUCGCAGCUGCCGUGGAGAAUAAAGUCACCGACUUGUGACAGAAGAAACGCCUACCAGAGCCUUGGCAGAGUAGGUUAGGAGCGUGAAAGUGAAUUAAGAGACUUGCACCCUGCGGGUUGAGUCGAAAAGCAGGAGAGCAAGAGACAGACAAAUAAGAAGACAGUACCAACCUUCCUUUCAGGAGGAAGGGUUGGAGUCGAGGAGCCGUGAGCUUUCAGUUCACAUUCCAGCACCUUCUGUCCUGUUUUGUUGUUGGCUAAGGAGACAUCGGUCAGACGCUGAGCUCUCUGUAGUAGCAGGACAACACGUGGACACAGAACAAAAAAGAAAGAGGGGAUGUGUAAAAGACUAGUCGGGCCUGCUGUCCCUCCAUUGACUUUCUGAAGAGACAUUUGGAGGAAGAACUGAGUGUUUUAACUCUCAAACUUUUCCAUCUUACACAGCAGCUCUCGUGCAAAGGAAACCAGCUGCUCCACAGUCAGCUGAUCUGAUCUGAAAAAUUAUUAAAGAAGGAUUUUAUGUCAGUUUCCCUUCUGUAGUGAAUUUUAUGAAGCGGUACCUCUUAUGCCUUGUGUGCUUGUCGCUGCUGUACGGUCAAAAGUCACAUGCCUGUGUGCGUGUGCGUGUGCACGCGCGCACCGUUAUCCAUAUUGCCCUGGCUGUAUUUUGUAUUUUCGCAUUUCUGGUUUCUAGUACAAAGUAAUGAAGUAAUUGUUCAUCAUCAUCAAGUAUAUUUUAGAUGUUUAAGUCUGAAUGUAUAUUCAGAAAAUAGUGAAAUCAGCUUCAAGAUUUUCUUCUCUGAAAUGGAGAUGUUUAAGAAAGAAGCCUUGGUCACAACAUUGUUUAUAACCCCCAUUUACUUAAAGCCAAUUGCUGAGAGUUUAAUAAGUAACUGCCACUCUACCUCAGCCUACUGUGCUGCAUCAAAUACUCUGUUUUUUCGUGAUGAUGUUGACACUACUAGGUACAUUUCAACCAGCUAUAACUACCAGUACAGCAGCACAGCGCACAUCUGCCCUCAUGCACAUAUACAGAAACACCUGCUGGACAUACAUUUGCAGUAGUACACACACACACACACACACACACACACAUAUACACACAUAUAUACACACACACACACACACACACACACACACACACACACACACACACACACACACACACACACACACACACACACACACACACACACACACAGAGAGAUACAUUUCAGACAUUUCUAGUUAUUAUUUUCUUUCCUUUUAAGUGAGAUUGGAAAUCAGAACCUGCUCAUUGGGGCAUUUUAAGGUACCUAAACCCUGACCGUUCAUUUUUGUUUCUUACUGUUGGAUGUGUCCAUAGUCACUGGAAAGAUGUUAGAGGAAAAAAAAAUCCUUCCAUAAAGUAACUCGUAUUAAUUAAGUGGAAUCUUUGUGUGCGCCGCCCUGUUUUAUUUUGCAAGUCAGUCAUAUUUCCAUUGUGUACAUUUUUUAAACAUUCCUUUUAGGUUUUGAACAAACGUAUUAAAUCAUGGUUCACCUUGUUCCACUUCAAGCUGAGUUAAAGGUACGUGUUGAUAUAUUUUGGUAUUGACAUCAUGGUAUACAGUUCUUGUAUUGAACACAGGGUGACACUGCUUCAUUUGCUGAAGGUCUAUAUGGCAUUUUUGUUUUGUUAAGUUGAUACAGGUUAUGUAUUGAUUAUACUACUACUGGCUCAGUAGCUAUAGUUGAUCUUGUCACACUGCUUUUGGUUGGAGCACAGAGACCUUAUAUACAUGAGCUAAUGUUUGCUGAUUUUAUUUUUCCUUAUUUAAAUGACAAAGACUGAGAUGGCUUUCUGGUGCUGGAGGGGCUGGCUAUGGUUGGACAUUUGUUGAUGACGGUCUGGUAUCAAAGUCUGUUUCCUUUAAAUGGUGUCUCUCUCGGCACCGCCCUUUGUGCUUCGGGCUCAGUUUAGGUUAAUGUUGAGGUUAUGGUCAGGCAUUGCAGACAUAACUGGUUGGGUUCAGUUGAGUGCAAGGAGAAACCCAAAUAGACAGGGAAACGGAUUUUGACACAACACCAAUACCAGUAGUUUUAGUAUGUCAUAGUUUCAAUACCAAAAUAUUGAAGUUGUUCAAUACCUUACUUUGCAGAAUAUAUACAUUUCAGUGUCACACUAAAAGAAGACUGAGAAUCUGACCAAACUCAAUUACUAUUUAACAGUUUCUCACUACUCAAGUCAGUGCUAUAUACACAGUCUAGUCCACGAUUUAAAAGUAAUGUGGUUUGAUACCCAGCCCUAGUCGUCAACGACCAAAAAAAGAUGACCGUGAAAAGGAUUAGUUUUUCUGAUCUGUCUCAUUUCUGUCCAUGUCCCCCUUGAAGAGUGUUGAUGUGUGUCAUUUGAGCCUGAAGUGUGUUAUUCCCAGAUCCAGGCUCAGAAUGUAGCGCAUAGGUUUAUCACUACAUUGCUUAACACACACAAGCAACUACAGAUUCAUACGAACAGAUGGUUUGUUCUGUCAUACACUGUCACUUCUGCUGGGGGUUAAAGCUUAAUGAUGAUAAGGACAAGCCAACUGAGAAAAGACUAUAACUGUGUUAGGCUGUAUACAUUUGGCAAUGUAGAGCAGGCUCUGCAAGGAGCGCUUUUAAGGAUGUUUCUUAUUUUGUGUGUUAACACCAUUGUGCAUACUGAUUUAAAAUGUAACUGUAGUGAUUUAACCUGUUUAAUAAGAGAAGGUGUAACUUCUCACAGAUGGUGAUGUAAUAAAGUAUUCUUAAAAUGA